GUAAAGAAUCAAACACCAACUUUUCCCAAACAGCAAUUUUUCUUGCGGUUGGAUUUGCAGUUGCACUGAUAUUUGCUAUCAGUUUUGCAAUCGGCAUAUACAAAAUAAGAGCAAUAACAUUGAGAAAAAGACGGAAAGAAUUGAUGCGCCUGCCAAGUAUUCCGAAAUCAAAAGACUCUCCAUACGAAAUGAAAUUUAUCAAUCCAGAGAGUCCGUAUUCCGAUCCCGACUAUGAAAUAAUAGAGGAACAAGAUGAGGGGUACGAACAUUUGCCCGGACCCAGAGAAAACACUUUAACUCCAACAGUCGAAGCUGGUCUAUAUAUAGAUCCUGACAACAAAGACGGGACAUAUUUAGAUGUAGUGCAUAGCGAAAAAGAACCUAAUGAUUACAUUAACGUUUCUCCUUACAUUGAUUUAAUAGAUGAUACAAUUGACGAUGCUCUGAAAUCAGAGGCUGUGGACAUUUUACAAUCAGAGAAUACUGCUGCAAUAAACUUACCUGAGAAAAUGGAAGUGGAAAAAAAAUAGAGAGUAAUAUUAAUGAGCUAAAAGAGGAUUUUUCCACCAUGAGUGUGAAUAGAUUUUGAAUACUGCAUGAUUGUUUUUUUUUAUUCCGGAUAAAAAAGAUUGGAUGUGAAAAAUUUAAACACAAACUAAGUAUAUAUUCCUUUUUUGUAAAUCUCAGAAGCAAACGUUAC
Messenger RNA from Saccostrea cuccullata (small rock oyster), 700 nucleotides. RefSeq lists its product as uncharacterized. NCBI's taxonomy places the organism in Eukaryota, Metazoa, Mollusca, Bivalvia, Ostreida, Ostreidae. The record is from RefSeq and is a predicted model, not a curated record. Bases 144 to 530 code for a protein of 128 amino acids. The transcript has 3 exons.